Myxocyprinus asiaticus (Chinese sucker) is the source of this 1799-nucleotide messenger RNA. Its product is annotated as noggin-3. Bases 477 to 1151 code for a protein of 224 amino acids. The transcript has a single exon. NCBI's taxonomy places the organism in Eukaryota, Metazoa, Chordata, Actinopteri, Cypriniformes, Catostomidae. The record is from RefSeq and is a predicted model, not a curated record. Gene Ontology annotation, biological process: negative regulation of cell differentiation; negative regulation of BMP signaling pathway; dorsal/ventral pattern formation.
CUCUGGCAACGGACCCACAAUUGAGAAUGUGUCUUUGGGUUGUAUCGCGACCCGUGAGGUUAAAUCAGACGAGCCAGGUGAUUCUCAGUUCGGCGCGCAUCACCAGAAACCAUGCGGAUACCCAGACAUCAGGACUCCGGAUUCAAAUGCGAGGAGCUGGGUAUGCACACACACUCAAAGAGGAGACCGGGUCCGGUUGAUGGUCAGAUGUUGUCAUGAGCCCUUCUGCUGAUGGGAACCUGUGCGUAAAAGCAGAACCUGGAUCUCAGAGACGCGCGUCAUGGCCAUAAAGUUGAUAUUUAUACUCGGAUUUCUUUGCUAAUAUUUACGUGCGAAGUGAUAUUACGGAUAGAGCCGUUUGAAUUAAAUGAACACUUUUUAGGGAGAUCAUUCGUGGACUGGAGUUUGCGCGCUCGCGUCUCGCCAAACACUCAAGCGCAAGGAUUAAUCUAAUACCUGCUAUCCACAGCUGAAAGAUGGAUAACGUGCCACAUUUUCUGGCUAUAUAUGUACUCAUUUUCUCCCUCGGAUUCAGGAUAGAAGAAGGGAUGUGCCAACAUUACUACCUCCUCCGUCCCAUUCCCAGUGACAGUCUGCCCAUAGUGGAACUCAAGGAGGACCCAGAUCCCGUGCUGGACCCAAAGGAGAGGGAUCUGAAUGAAACCGAACUCAGAGCCAUACUGGGCAGUCACUUUGACCAGAACUUCAUGUCCAUCACUCCUCCUGAGGACAAAUACACAGGACAGGACGACCUGAACGAAUCAGAGAUCAUGAAACAGCGUCCCACCGGCACCAUGCCCAAAGAAAUCAAAGCCAUGGAGUUUGAAAUCCAGCAUGGGAAGAAACACAAGCCCAGUAAGAAACUCAGAAGGAGACUUCAGCUGUGGCUGUGGUCCUAUGCCUUCUGCCCGGUGGUGCAUUCAUGGCAGGACCUGGGGAACAGAUUCUGGCCCCGCUAUGUGAAGGUUGGCAGCUGCUACAACAAAAGGUCUUGUUCAGUUCCAGAAGGGAUGGUUUGCAAACCUGCCAAAUCGACCCAUUUUACGGUUUUGAGGUGGAGGUGCGUGCAAAGAAAGAGUGGGCUCAAAUGUGCAUGGAUACCAGUUCAGUACCCCAUUAUAUCAGAGUGCAAAUGCUCCUGCCCGAACUGAAAUAAGCUACAUGCUCAUCUUCACAUGCACUGUUCAGUGUAGGAAUGUAUAUUUGAUGUAUAUGUGGUGCCAAUUUAGGUUACACUUUACAUUGGUGUUCAUGUUACUGUGCAAUUACAUAAGAAAGUACUGUGUAAAACGGAUGAACUACAUGUACUUUGUGUGUAAUUAUUUUGUGGAGCUGCUUGUAUUACAUAUUGUUAUUACAAUAUAAAUUAAUUAUAGUAAAAUGUUUAACAUGGACACUGCAAUGUAAAGUGGUACCAGAUGAUUUUGUAAAAAGAAAGGUCAGUAUUUGCCUAUAAUAAUCAGUGUCUACUGUAAUUGUUGAGCAUUAUUUGGUUGUAAUGUAACUUUAUACAUAUUUAUGUUGAAGAUCAUUUCGCAUUGCGAAAAAUCAAAGUCCGUUUAUUGAAGGAAUUCCAAGCUUUUUCCAUUAUUCGGAAAAAACAAAACAAAAAACUUUAUCUUUAUACACCUCAGAUGGGAGAAUAGAGAUUACAGUCUUGGUGUGCUGUAAAUAUAAGGGGAAUGGAAAAUAACUGCUUAUGUAAAUUAAAAGAAACUUCUAUUUAUUCUUUAUGUUCAUGUAGUCAAAAUGCAUUUAAAAUAAAACCACUAAAAAUGGCAUUGUUUUUGCUUAUUUCA